This is a messenger RNA of Phodopus roborovskii (desert hamster), 1437 nucleotides long. It is a transcript of the gene Rabl3, whose product is annotated as RAB, member of RAS oncogene family like 3. Gene Ontology annotation, molecular function: GTPase activity. Gene Ontology annotation, cellular component: endomembrane system. The transcript is spliced from 8 exons. The record is from RefSeq and is a predicted model, not a curated record. Bases 103 to 813 code for a protein of 236 amino acids. Gene Ontology annotation, biological process: intracellular protein transport. Lineage: Eukaryota; Metazoa; Chordata; Mammalia; Rodentia; Cricetidae.
UGCUCUGGCCGACCAAUGAGGUGGUAGGCCCUGCCCUCAAACCCUGCUCUGAUUGGCUGAGAAUCCAGGAACGGGCGUUAACCUCCAGGAAAUCGUGGCAAGAUGGCGUCCCUGGAUCGGGUGAAGGUUCUGGUGUUGGGAGACUCAGGUGUUGGGAAAUCUUCACUCGUCCAUCUUCUUUGCCAUAAUCAAGUGCUAGGAAAUCCAUCAUGGACAGUGGGCUGCUCAGUGGAUAUCAGAGUUCAUGACUACAAAGAAGGAACCCCAGAAGAGAAGACCUACUAUAUAGAAUUAUGGGAUGUUGGAGGCUCUGUGGGCAGUGCCAGCAGUGUGAAAAGCACAAGAGCAGUGUUCUACAACUCUGUCAAUGGUAUUAUUUUAGUACAUGACUUAACAAAUAAGAAGUCAUCUCAAAACUUAUAUCGAUGGUCAUUGGAAGUUCUGAAUAGAGAUUUGGUUCCAACUGGAGUCCUGGUGACAAAUGGGGAUUAUGACCGAGAACAAUUUGCUGAUAAUCAAAUCCCACUAUUGGUAAUAGGGACUAAACUGGACCAGAUUCAUGAAACCAAGCGCCAUGAAGUUUUAAUUAGGACUGCUUUCUUGGCUGAGGACUUCAAUGCUGAAGAGAUUAAUUUGGAUUGCACAAACCCACGGUCCUCAGCUGCAGGCUCCUCCAAUGCUGUCAAGCUCAGUAGAUUUUUUGAUAAGGUCAUAGAGAAGAGGUACUUUUGUAGAGAAGGUAAUCAGAUUCCAGGCUUUCCGGAUCGGAAGAGGUUUGGAGGAGGGACCUUAAAGAAUUUCCAUUAUGACUGAGUUGCACUCACCCUGUGGAGGAGUGAUUGAGCAGUGGCAGCUUUCACAGCUUUCCUCUUGCUGUGGCAGGCUAUUGACUUCUCAGGCUUUGAUACAAACAUCUCAAAAUGCUACCUCACCCUCUCCUGGAAGACUGAAAGAAAGCAAUGAUGCAGAAGAUCCUACUUUGCCCCUGUUCUCUGUGUUGCUUCCCUUCCUGUCUCCGUUGAUAGCUUCUGUAAAAGCCUCAUGAAGAUAUGAGAUAUUGCCAAAACAGUGCAGUAAACGAGGUGACAAGGACUGCAGAGAAAACUGACUCUUGCUUGAAUCCAGGGGCCUUUAUAGGUCUGUGAUUUUCCCACACUCAAUGCUGAAGACUUAAUUAAGUACUUCAGAAAUGUAUCUGUGCUGUUUUACCUUCUUGAGGGGAAAGGUCGUGUUAACCAGCCCCGAAUUAUCCACCCCAAACCAUCUCUGUCUUUUUUUAAGAAGCCAAGUGGUGUUAUUUCAUUUUCUCCAGCCUCAUUACACACAGGGAUGCCUAAGAAUAGCAAGCCUGUCUCCUCUCCCCUGGAAAAGGCUUGGUGUCUGGCAGAGACGAACGAAUAGCUGGAGUUAAAUAGGAAUACAAAUUAAUAAUACAUG